This is a messenger RNA of Eleginops maclovinus (Patagonian blennie), 2161 nucleotides long. RefSeq names its product melanophilin-like. Gene Ontology annotation, molecular function: small GTPase binding; myosin binding; actin binding. The record is from RefSeq and is a predicted model, not a curated record. NCBI's taxonomy places the organism in Eukaryota, Metazoa, Chordata, Actinopteri, Perciformes, Eleginopidae. Gene Ontology annotation, cellular component: cortical actin cytoskeleton. Gene Ontology annotation, biological process: intracellular protein transport.
CAAUGAGAGCGGUCUUUGUUCUGCAGCACAAUGACCUCAUUAUGGUCCAAUCAGCUGAUGGCAGCACGGGACUCCAUCAGGAGAUGACUGAACACACAGAGGCGUUGCACAGCGUUAAGUAAUAUUACAAAACUAAGAGGAAUGAAAUAAUAUUACAUAGAUGAAUAUUUAAGAUCACAAAAGAUCGGCAUGAAAUAAGAUUAUAGGAUCAACAGCUGAGUUUCUUUAUUAAUAUCAUAACGUUUUAUGGUUGGCAGCCAGAUGUAUGAACUGAACUUGUUAAAGACCUGUCAUGAAGUCACGUGAUGUACAUCCCCCUCAUGGACCAAUCAGGAGGCAGCGGUAGGUCAGCUGACGGAGGAGGAUUCGUCAUGUGAUCAGCUGAUGUUGCCUUUCUGACUGGUCUCUCUUCAGUCUGAUCUGCAGCCCGACACACACUCUCUCUCUCUCUCUCUCUCUCUCGCGAGAUGGAGCGUAAGCUGGACCUGUCCCGUCUGUCUGACGAUGAAGCCAAGCACGUCUGGGAGGUGAUCCAGCGAGACUUCAACCUGAGGAAGAAGGAGGAGGAGAGACUCGGGGAGCUGAAGACCAGGAUCGAGAAGGAGGACUCGAAGCGGACCCUGCUGUCCUCAGAGUCCCAGCUGUCCUCGUCCCACUGCCUGCGCUGCCUGCAGCCGUUCAAGUUCCUGCUGAGCAGCAAGCGCCGCUGCAUCGACUGCUGCACCUUCACCUGCAAGAGCUGCAGCCGCUACAACAAGAAGGAGCGCGGCUGGGUCUGCGACAACUGCCGCAUGACCAGGGUCCUGAAGAUCGGGACCGUGGGUUGGUACCACGAUAAUGUGAGAAACCGCUUCAAGCGCUUCGGCAGCGCCAAGGUGAUGCGGUCUCUGUACAAGCGGCUGAACGGAGAAGGCGGGCGGGAUGACGACACCAUGAGUAUGCCCGACGUCCGCAGCCACGUGUACAACGGCGGCGAGGAGGACCACGGGGAGGCCGAGGUCCUGCGCUACAAAGUGAUGAGGAAGAACAAGCGGCUGCUGUCGGUCCACCCUCUCGACUUCGACCCCGAGGACUACUUCCCCUACUCCCGCCGGCCCUCCGUACAGCAGCUGCAGGAGGAGCGGGGCUUCAGGAACGAUGUGGAUUACUUCGACACGAACAACAUGAGAGGAAACCGCCGCAAGAGCCUGGACCGCUACAACAUGAGAGCAGAGGAUUACGGGGACAGCCGGAUGGUCCGGACCCGUUCUCUCUCCAGGAUCAGCUCUUCGGCCGCCCGGCAGUACGUGGACACGUCUGAUGAAGAGGACCAGCAGCGCUACCCCCCCCCACUCUAUCAACAGCCCCACCCACACCGCCGCAGGAACAGCAGGGCGUCGUCUCAGGAGAACCUGGGACAAGCCCCGCCCAUGAACGAGCUGAAUAAGAGGAUGUCUGCCAUCGAGAGUCUGCUGAACCGCCUGGAGGAGAAGAUCAGCCCCGGAGAGCAGGCGGGGGGGCCCAGUGAGGAGGAGAAGCUGCGCAGGAAGCUGAGUGAGUUGGGGGGGCCUCUGAGCGAUAAGGGGGGUCAUUCUUCAGACGAGGAGCCCGUCAAGAAAGCCCCCCCUGUGGGGAGGAGCACUGCUGUGAGGGGGGGGCUCCGGGAGAAGGAGCUGAGCUCCUCCAGCGACGAGACCCCCAACCAGGCCCAGAAGGUGUACCUGGCGGCGGGUCAGUCCUUUGACCUGGAGUCGAAGCUGCGUCGGCUGGAGCAGAGCGCUAAGACCCGGUUCGGGGGGGCCACGGACUCGGAGCUGUCGGAGCUGGAGGACGUCGUGGCGCUGACCGCCGCCCGGGUGCAGAGUGCAGAGAGCGAGGUUUCUGACAUCGAGAGUAAGCUGGCCGCUCUGAGCGCCGCCGGGCCCAAGAAGAAGGUCUCUGGGUCCCAUCAGAGGAAGAGAGGCCAGCAGGACGUCUCCAGUAAGGAACCUUGAGCGUGUUCCACACCAUCAACAGGUUUAGGAUGCGCAGUCCCAGCCGUGUGCGAUGGGACGCCUCGGUUUCCUCCACAGGGAACCGUCACGGCGCUCAGAGGAGAUCCAACGACUACUGAACAGGAAAUCAACACACGUUGUUUUUCUGCUAAACAAUCUGAUUAAACUAAACUGAGUUCAAAGGUAAA